Messenger RNA from Phragmites australis (common reed), 1709 nucleotides. Its product is annotated as cysteine synthase-like. The record is from RefSeq and is a predicted model, not a curated record. Gene Ontology annotation, molecular function: cysteine synthase activity. NCBI's taxonomy places the organism in Eukaryota, Viridiplantae, Streptophyta, Magnoliopsida, Poales, Poaceae. The transcript is spliced from 10 exons. Bases 107 to 1255 code for a protein of 382 amino acids. Gene Ontology annotation, cellular component: cytoplasm.
ACCCCGCUUCCCUUAUCCACAACUGCCCUUUCUAAAACCCCCACGCAGCCGACACACGAACACGCGGGUAGCGGCGCUCCACAGGAGAAGAGACGCGGCCAUUGCGAUGGUGCCGCCGCCCGCCUGCUCGCUCCUCCUCCGGGUCGCCGCUGCCGCGCCCAUUUCCACCGCCUCCACAUCCGUUUCCGUUCCGCGCGCCCCCCAUUUCCGCCCUUCCCCGCGUGCCGCUUCCGCCCGCCGCCCCCUCACCGUGGCGUCGUCUCCGAAGGCCGCGCCCCCCGCUGCCAUCGACAUCCCGGAUGAGUACGUCGACGAGAUGGACGCGGUGAACAUUGCGCAGGACGUCACCCAGCUAAUUGGGAAAACACCAAUGGUAUAUCUUAAUAGUGUUGUUGAUGGUUGUGUGGCUAAUAUCGCUGCAAAGCUUGAGUACAUGGGACCUUGCCGAAGCAUCAAAGAUAGGAUUGGAUUAAGCAUGAUUAAUGAUGCUGAGGAGAAGGGAUUAAUUUCUCCAAAUAAGGCCACUUUGGUAGAACCAACCACUGGGAAUACUGGUAUAGCCAUUGCUUCUGUGGCUGCAGCUAGGGGAUACAAGCUGAUAGCAACUAUGCCUGCAUCGAUUGAUGUUGAGAGACGAAUUCUUCUACGUGCAUUUGGAGCGGAGAUUGUGUUAACUGAUCCUAGAAAAGGACUAAAAGGAGCUUUUGAUAAAGCUGAAGAAAUAGUUUUGAGGACACCAAAUGCAUAUAUGUUUCAGCAGUUCAACAAUUCAGCAAAUAGUGAGAUCCACUUUCAAACCACAGGCCCAGAAAUAUGGGAAGACACACUGGGUACUGUUGACAUACUUGUUGCAAGCAUAGGGACAGGCGGCACUAUUACUGGUACUGGGCGUUACUUGAAAAGGAUGAAGGAAGAUAUUAAGGUCAUUGGGGUAGAACCUGCUGAAACUAGUGUGAUCUCUGGUGACAACCCAGGUUACAUUCCAAGCAUAUUAGAUGUUAAGUUGAUUGAUGAGGUUGUGAAGGUUAGCACUGCAGAAGCCGUUGAUGCUGCAAGGGAACUUGCACUAAAAGAGGGUUUGCUGGUUGGCAUUUCUUCAGGUGCUGCAGCAGUUGCUGCUAUUAAUGUCGCCAAAAGACCUGAAAAUGCUGGAAAGAUGAUUGUGGUUGUUUUCCCCAGCUUUGGAGAGAGAUAUAUCUCUAGCAUUCUGUUCCGUCCGAUAUAUGACUCAGUUCGAAGAAUGAGGAAGAAAUAGCCAACUUUUUACAACUUUAAGCGGAUGAAGCUUCCCUUCUCUAAACCUAAGCUUCCCUUCUCGAAGCCUGACAGGCUUCCACAACAUGACAAACAUGAAAGAGUGAAGACCCUGGUAGAUUGCAACAAGCAGGGUCCGAAGUUUUUGAAACGUGCUUUCGCCGAAACCGCUGAUCAUAGAACGUUUAAACUGCACAAUUGCUAUCAAGUGAGCUGCAAACCUGCAGCUUGGUUCCAGGAUAUACUGCCACUCACACGUUCAGAACCUGCCUGCACAUCCUUGGUGACACUAACAAAAAUUAGGUGUUGCAGAUCGCUUAGGAUCUUUCUUCCAGUAGCCUAGGACCGGUGACGAACCAGGCUUGUAAUCUGAUACAUAUUUGAGCUAAUCUUAGCAAACCACUGUCAGCACAUUCUUCUUGUCUUUUGAAUUUCGAUUAUUGCAUCUCUUAUUA